GGUACAUAGUAUGUGGUAUAUGGGGAAGGAGGUUGGGGAGCGGGGAUUGGGGUGUGUUGAAGGGUGGCUGUGGGUUCUCAUGGGGCUUGGUAUAUGUGGUUUGCUGUGGAAUCGAGGUGCUCUGGGGACUUGGUGGUGUAUGAGGUUCGUUAGGAUGAAUGGGGAGGUUAUGGAUCAUGGGCGAAAAGGAUGGAAAUACUGCGGUGGUGGUGGUGGUAGUUGAUGGUGUCGGUUGGUCGAGGUGGAUUGAAUGACGACCGAAUUUAUAAACUGAAAAGACCUGAGGAGAUUGCACAUUCCCCUGAUAUCUGUCAUUGUCCUGUGGUGUGCUGAGGCGCAACACGCGCAACUUACUGACAUAGACUAUUGGCUAAUCAGAUUGAAAGUUCCAUUGUUUUUG
Messenger RNA from Aspergillus aculeatinus CBS 121060, 400 nucleotides. RefSeq lists its product as uncharacterized. The annotation marks the transcript as partial. The transcript has a single exon. The record is from RefSeq and is a predicted model, not a curated record. NCBI's taxonomy places the organism in Eukaryota, Fungi, Ascomycota, Eurotiomycetes, Eurotiales, Aspergillaceae.